AUGGAAAACUCUUCGGGAGCCGGUAGGCCUAUCCAUGCCGCAGAUGAUCUUGGUGAGCCAGCCCACGAAGCGCACCCCACUUUUCUGGAAGAUUCAGACAAUUUCUAUGAAGACUAUGGCUUCGAUCCCCCACAUAUCGUGGAACACGAUCUCUCUGAAGAGUUUUGUUAUGAUGGGUACGAAUACCCAGGUGACGACGUGCAGUUGCCGCCGGGACAGCGAUAUUACCCGUGGGAUGGAAGCGAAUAUCAGAACCUCGAGGACUUUGAGCAGUAUAGGCCCGGAGGCCACCAUCCUGUUGUCCUGGGAGACUUACUCGGCGAGGACAGCCGGUUUGAGGUCUGGCACAAAUUGGGACAAGGAACAUAUGGACUCAUUUGGCUAUGCCGAGAUCUGUUGAAGGGCAAGUUUUGCGCAGUAAAGGUCCUACGAGCCGAGCUCUCAGGACAGUCCGAUAAAUUACCAGAGCUGAGGGUUCAAAACAUGUUGGGUGGUAUCUCUCCAGAAGAAGCGUGGCAAAAUCAUAUCGCCAUGCCAUUGGAAACUUUCACACAAAGGGGUCCGAACGGAGAGCAUAUCUGUAUAGUGACGAGACUGUUGGGUCCCUCCAUUACCAGUUCACGAAGGCACAAUUGGAACGACACUUCAUUGCUGAAGGAUAUUUGCUUCCAGCUCGUCGAAGGCAUGGACUUCAUGCACCGCCACGGUCUCGGGCACGGUGAUUUCCGGCCACCGAACAUAUUGUUCAAGACUACGCUAGAGGAUCUUACUGAAGAGGAGAUGGAGAUUUACCUGCCAGACCCAGAAGCAUAUGAGAUAUACGCGGUCGACGAGCCCAUAGAUGGUGAGCCGCCAUGCGGCCCUCAUGCGCCGCUGUACGCCAUAGAGCCCCUCGAGUUACAUUUGGAAGACGAGUGCAUCACCAAAGAGAUUGCAAUAAUCGACUUCGGGGUUGCCUUCGAAACGGCAUGCCCGAACAUACCGACAGCUAUCCCGGACAACUACGCUGCCCCUGAGUGCCACCCCGAGCUCGGCUCGCAGCAGCCCAGCAUCGGGAGUGAUCUCUGGGCACUCGGCUGCACAAUGGUGGAGGUUUUGUGCGGCAGCACCCCAUUCGAACUCUUUGGCGGUUUUAAUUUCGGGGAGGUGGAGCUGUCACUGGGGCCAAUGCCGGAGCCGUACAGGUCCAAGUUUAUCGAGUCUAGCUCGUUCUACAGCCCUGACAGCCAAGCAGACCACGGCGCCCACUUGUUGUGGGAUAAAGAGAGCCUCAGCAAUAGGCGGGAACGAGUCACAGCACAGCACGGAAUAGACGAUAAUCUGUACGGAGUCAUCGGCUAUGAGGCUUGUAAUCCACAUCCCAAUACAAUGUGGAGACCACCAAAGACCAUUAGCGCAUCUGUUGCUGCGUCCGCGGACAGAUACGAGAGGCCUGCAUUCCCAGUGGUCGAAGGCACCUCAGAGUUCUCCAUCAGGCGGCGGCUUGAGCGCGAAGCGAUCCCCGGAGCGGUGGACCUCCUGAGACAAGUCCUGAGGUGGUUCCCAGAGGAUCGUGUGGGCGCGGACAAAUUACUUGUUCAUGAAUGGUUCGAAGGCCGCCACAAAAGCACUGGAGUCCGGAGGGCCGACCUUUGA
This is a messenger RNA of Diaporthe batatas, 1635 nucleotides long. RefSeq lists its product as uncharacterized. The record is from RefSeq and is a predicted model, not a curated record. NCBI's taxonomy places the organism in Eukaryota, Fungi, Ascomycota, Sordariomycetes, Diaporthales, Diaporthaceae. Gene Ontology annotation, molecular function: ATP binding; protein kinase activity. Gene Ontology annotation, biological process: protein phosphorylation. The transcript has a single exon. Bases 1 to 1635 code for a protein of 544 amino acids.